CGGCCCAUAACCAGCUGAAGUUGGACCACGGAUGCGACAGAAGUCACCUACAGAAUACAUCACGAAACGGCAGCGUUUUGCAUGAAUGGUCUUUCAUCUCUCUCCGUCUCGUCUCAACUCUCUCAAGUUACCGUAGAGAAACUCUUUGGCUCCAUCUCCGAAAUUCGCCCAAAUCCGUCUCUCAGAUUGAGUUGAACCCUAGAUUUCCUUCUCACACUUCUCUGGGUUCAAAUUCUCGACCGAUGGCUACCGCCGGGACUGAAGACGUCGAGAUGAAGGAGCUCCCGGCUCCAGCGGCAGCUCCCUCCAAUUCCGCCGUUACCUCCUCGCCGCCGUCGGUUCUUCAGAAUUUGAAGGAGAUUGCUUCGUUGAUCGAGUCUGGGGCUUAUGCUCGCGAAGUUCGGAGGAUUGCACGGGCUAUCAGGCUGACAAUGGCACUGAGGCGGAAGCUCAAGACUUCGGUGGUAUCGGCUUUCCUUAACUUCGUGCUUACUCCUGGAUCAGAACCUCACGCCCGUCUGUGUUCUUAUCUUCCCAAGGAGGAUGACCAUGAAAUGGAGGUUGAUACUGCAUCGUCUGUAGUGCAAGCUCCUGUGAAGCACUCCCUUCCCGAGUUGGAGAUAUAUUCUCACUUACUGGUCUUGAUAUUUCUAAUUGAUCAGAAGAGAUACAGUGAGGCUAAAGCUUGCUCAUCAGCAAGCAUUGCAAGGCUUAAGAACGUUAAUAGAAGGACAGUUGAUGUUUUAGCAUCUAGUCUUUACUUCUACUACUCUCUCAGUUACGAGCACACUGGUGAUCUUGCCGAAAUAAGAGGUAACCUGCUGGCACUUCACCAGAUUGCAACAUUGCGUCAUGAUGAGCUGGGGCAGGAAACACUGCUCAAUCUGCUUCUACGCAAUUACCUCCACUACAAUCUGUAUGAUCAGGCAGAGAAGUUGAGGUCCAAGGCUCCACGAUUUGAAGCUCACUCAAAUCAGCAGGCAAUUCUACUUCACGUUCUGCAACAUCAUGUUGCAUUUUGCAGGUACCUCUUUUACCUGGGAAAAAUUAGGACAAUUCAGUUGGAGUACACAGAUGCGAAGGAGUCCCUCCAUCAAGCAGCCCGAAAAGCUCCUGUUGCAGCCCUUGGUUUCCGAAUCCAAUGCACCAAGUGGGCUGUUAUUGUCAGAUUGUUGCUAGGAGAAAUCCCUGAAAGGACCGUCUUUAUGCAGAAAGGCAUGGAGAAAGCUCUCAGGCCAUACUUUGAGCUUACAAAUGCCGUCCGAAUAGGCGAUUUGGAGCUCUUCAAAUCUGUUGCUGAAAAGUUCUCAGCGACUUUCAGCAUGGACAGGACCCACAAUCUGAUUGUUAGGCUACGGCACAACGUCAUAAGGACCGGGCUCAGGAACAUCAGCAUCUCCUAUUCUCGCAUCUCGUUGGCCGACAUCGCCAAGAAGCUGAGGCUGGACACUGAGAACCCCGUGGCUGACGCGGAGAGCAUAGUCUCCAAGGCAAUCCGGGACGGCGCGAUUGACGCUACAAUUGACCACAAGAAUGGGUGGAUGGUGUCGAAGGAAACCGGGGACAUCUACUCAACGAACGAGCCUCAGAUGGCCUUCAACUCGAGGAUCGCCUUCUGCCUCAAUAUGCACAACGAGGCCGUCCGUGCACUCCGUUUCCCUCCCAACUCACACAAGGAGAAGGAGAGCGCCGAGAAGAGGAGGGAGAGACAGCAGCAGGAGCAGGAGCUCGCGAAGCACAUUGCCGAGGAAGACGACGAUGAGUUUUAAAGGGUUCUAACUGCGAAGUUUAGGGGAAGCAGGCGUGCUUAGGACGUUUAUUUAUGCUUUUGUCAACUUUUCUGUCAGGUAGACAUAAUUAAUGGGGCUGUUUGUCUAACUUCUUCAGUAAUUGAUGAACUGUGACAGAUGAGGUUUUCCAAAUGUUUUGAGGAGGCAAUGGCGAUGCUUGCAUUUCUCCCAUCCAUGUCUCUAGUUCGAAGAUUAGCAGGGUACUUCAAUUGUCUGUCAAUGGCGUCAGUUGAUUCAGCUGGUAAGUCUGUUUUCAAGUCCCAAAGACAGUGACUUGGGUUGGUUGUUUUAGUAAUGUAGCUCUAUUGAUCUAGACAUAAUUCCUAAUCCAGCAAGUGAAGAAGAAAUUUUUUUCUUGGAUUGAUCCAAAAGACUUGAGAUGUGGAACUGGUUGUUCUUUAAAUAAAUUUUUCUGCAAUGGGGGAAACAUGAGUGCAAACACAGAAUUUUCUGGGUUUUUUUUCUUGUUGACACUCAAGUCUAGAGAAAAUAUCCUUCAAAGCCUGUGGAUUCAAAGCCAUAUUUUCUCUCAUCUCAAGAGCUUCCGUGUUGACUCAGUUUGAAUAGCAUUCCUAAGUUUCCCAAAACAAUGAUCACAGACUCGAUACCAUUUGUUCGGAUUCGGUGCCAUUGCAGCCUUGAGAGACUUUCUACUGGUGCAAGAACGACAGAAGGCGCAUCCACAGUUGUAGCAGUUGUGCCGUUUCCUCUUGAAAUUGAACGACAGGCGACAGCCAGAGCACAUCGAUUGAUCGACAACACCACCAGAUGCCGACGACUUGCGAAGAAGACAUAUCGCGGCGGUGAAACUAGUGCCACAGACAACACUCCUCACCUGUUUAUCUUUCAGACCUUCAACCAACGUGGGAGCAUUUCUAUCAUCAGUAUCACCAUGACCCAACCUUCCAUUUGCACCUUUCCCCCAUGUGUAAACCUCACCAUUUGAAGUCAAAACAGCAACAUGAAAGCUGCCACAAGCCAGUUCCUCCACAAAGUUAUCUGCAAGCUUCCCCAAUACAAGAGCUGGUCCCUUGCUGCUGCUGCUGCUGCUGCUGCCGUCGUGAGGAUUCCCUAGCCGACCAGGUGCAACGCUCCCCAUCGUGUAAACAUGCCCGGUGGUCGUUACUGCAACAGUCAUGCUGUGCCCGCAGCCAACCUGACAGAAGUUCGAUUCGCCAAGAGCAGCAACGCAGGUGGGAACGAGCUUCGUCUCCAUGUUACCACCAUGACCGAGACGGCCCUUAUCGCCGUCUCCCCAGGUGAACAACAGCUUUCCCGAACAACAACAACUACUGUCUGUAUUGGAAGUUCCAACGAUUACCUCCACAACUGCAGCAGUGUGCCACACACCACAAGCUGCUCGCAUCGUGCGAAGGCCCUUCAGAGACUCCACUUCCCGUGGCAUCGACAUGGUUUCACGGUCGCCAUGUCCCAAAACUCCAAAAGUUCCAUCUCCAAAAGUGAACAGUUGCCCUGAUGAAGUUACAACAGCAGUGUGCCAAGGUCCACACGAGACUGACGAAACAUGAAUCCCCUCCAUUGUUCCCUUCAACUUUCUUGGCACCCAUUGACUUGCUUCAGCUCCAGCACCAUACCCAUUUUUGUGAUUUAGGGUACUGCAUCCACUGUUUCCCCAAAGAUACAAAUCACCUGCAACAGAUACUGCACAAGAAUGGUAUUCUCCACAAGCGACGAGUUCGAUGUUGACGUGUUUGAUUCCAUCUAAGAGCUUAGGAUGUGAGACAUCAUGAUCUGUACCAUGUCCAAGUCGUCCUCCAUGUUCCUCACCCCAGGUGAAAACCUGCCCUUGCCUUGUUACUAAACCGGCAUGUCGUCGUCCACAGGAUAUGGAUUGAACAUCCAAUGUGACUGCAGAUUCUAACAGUUUUGGCACGCAAGAAUCCAGAUUUGCCCCAAUGCCCUCUCCCCAUAUAUACACAUCACCUGUAGCAUCAUUGUCGCCAUGACCAGAACCUUCGCUUGAUGAACUGACAGAACUCGAUAAGCUCUCUCUAAAUGCAUCCACAUUCGUGCCCUUGACGCGCCCAUUGAUGAUUCCAUCUGAUACAGAAUGAACCGAGGCACAAGAAGGCUCCGGCGGAAAAAAAGCUCUGGGAGGCAAAGGGUAUGACAUAACUUUUUCAAUAGUUCCUUCCUUGUCUAACCCAAAAUUUUCAGCUCCAUAUCCAAAUUACUGGAUGACAAGAAAGUUCUCUUAUGAAUCAGAUGACAAGAGAGUUUGGCUAAGAAGGGUAUAUUGUAAAGAAUCUGAAAACAAUAGUGGGAAGAUCAAGGGAAAAAUGGCUGAUAAAAUGGUGAAAAGGAAACCAUAAUGAAACCAGGGGAAUUAUGUUAGAAUGGGAAGAACAGUCAUUGCUCCUGGUUUUUACUCUGUAAGAGUACCUUAUCUUAUCUUAAUUUUCAC
Messenger RNA from Linum tenue, 4215 nucleotides. NCBI's taxonomy places the organism in Eukaryota, Viridiplantae, Streptophyta, Magnoliopsida, Malpighiales, Linaceae. The record is from the annotation of a GenBank genome assembly.